Messenger RNA from Limulus polyphemus (Atlantic horseshoe crab), 1742 nucleotides. Its product is annotated as F-box/LRR-repeat protein 12-like. The record is from RefSeq and is a predicted model, not a curated record. Gene Ontology annotation, molecular function: protein binding. NCBI's taxonomy places the organism in Eukaryota, Metazoa, Arthropoda, Merostomata, Xiphosura, Limulidae. The transcript has 2 exons. The coding region runs from base 105 to 1136 and encodes 343 amino acids.
UCUAGGUUUCCACCUUUCCUUAUGAUGAGACUUGCUUCAUGCUGUAAGCUUUUUUAGGUGGAAAUUUACGAGAUUUUUUAUGUGAACCAGAAAUAAUUGCAGAAAUGGAAAUAGCACAGAACUUACCCGAAGUUGUGCUGUUGAAAAUUUUUCGAUUGUUACAGUUUGGCGAUCUAUGUCGUGCAGGAAGAGUUUGCAAGUUAUGGUACCAGCUUACCCGAUCUAAGACACUCUGGAGAUUUGUAGAUGCUACAGAUAUCAAAUUAACGACCCAGCAGUUAGCAAAGCUUGUUUCCAGGCUGACAACAGCAGUUCAUCAUCUUUACAUAUGUGGUCUGGUUUUAAAUGAGGUACCAUUUCUUACUCCUGGUCUCAUAGCUGAGAUUUCUAGAAACUCUCCGGACCUUCAAACUCUUGUUAUAGAAGGUGCUUUUGUUGCUAAACAAAUCAAUUGGACAGAUAUAACAAUUCAAGAUCUGCCUCCAAAACUGGCAACGCUUUCUUUACGUCGAUCAUUCUUUCAUGCGGAUCAGCUCUUCUGUUGUACCGAUUCGCCUUCUGGUCCUCAACUGAAAUGCUUGGAUGUCAGUCACUGCUGGUGUAUUUCUGACCAUGACAUGCCAUUCUUCACAAAACUUUCAAAUUUACAAGAACUUUAUCUUGAAAGCUGUGACUAUAUCAGUGAUGAUGGAGUAUUUAUGUUUGUAAGUAGGUCAGAAACAUUAACAGUUAUUGAUGUUGAAGGUACAAACAUUUCAGAUGACACGCUACACAUUAUUUCAGAAAGGUGCCCUAAGCUGCAGAAGCUGUUUCUAGGAAAAACAUGGGUUACAGAUAGAGGCAUCAUGUCUCUGUCAGAGAAAGUAUUUCCAUCUUUGGAAAUGUUAUGUCUAAGUAAAACAAUGGUGACCAUCACUGGAAUAAAAUAUCUUUGUGAAUCUCAGAAGACAUUAAAAUGGUUGAAAAUUAGUGAAAGCAAACUAUUGUUACAAGAUGUGCAAGAUAUUAUGAGUGUAUUACCUUUGUGUAAAGUAUAUAGGAAACAAGUUACUCGUCUCUCCCCUCCAGAGAGUGAUAUAUGUGAACAUUUUUUGGAAAAAAUGUUUCAAUUAAUGCAAACAAGUACUAUCACUUGAAAUCUCAAAUUGUAGAUAAGAUGAGCAUUUCUAGGCUGAUGUGCUAAAAGCCUUGAUAUUUCAUCAUUUAAUUUACUAUUGGAAGAAUGUUUAUAUGUGUAAUACUUUUUAUUUGUUUAUGUAGACAAGGUUUUGAGGUUGUAUUGUCACAUGUAUUAACAGUAAUUUGUAAAUGUGAUGACUUAGAAAUGCAAAAAAGUACUAAAUCACAUUCUCAACAAGAGAUGGAAAGGAUAAAAAAGUGUUAAAUUAUAAUAACUCCAAUAUUUUGCUGUUUUCAGCCAUCUGAGAAUUAAAAAUAACACUUAAGUCAGACGUAUCGAUGUAGCGUGUAUCAGUAUGAUGGAUUAGUAGCUGACCACUGUAAGUGUUAAGCAAAUCAAUUUAUAUGUAAAUGAUCAAACUGUAUUAUGCAGUAGUUAUAGAAGUUUGAGUAAUUUCUGUUGAUGACCUAUUCAAACUGAUUGAUAGGUUAAUCAUCAAGCUCGUUAUUCGAUUAUUCUCAUAUGAGCCCUGGAUAAUUGAUAUACUUGGAAAUACUAAUUUUGAUUAGUUGAUUAUUUUUGUGAGUCAUGACACUAAGUGAUUAAGCUGAACAACCUUGUA